Messenger RNA from Manis javanica (Malayan pangolin), 3590 nucleotides. RefSeq names its product autophagy related 16 like 1 (gene ATG16L1). Gene Ontology annotation, cellular component: autophagosome membrane; Atg12-Atg5-Atg16 complex; phagophore assembly site membrane. Gene Ontology annotation, molecular function: protein binding; protein-membrane adaptor activity. Gene Ontology annotation, biological process: autophagosome assembly. The record is from RefSeq and is a predicted model, not a curated record. NCBI's taxonomy places the organism in Eukaryota, Metazoa, Chordata, Mammalia, Pholidota, Manidae.
UUUCCGGCUCUGCCCCAAGCCAUUUCCGGCAGGAGCCGGAAGACGGUCCCGGAUGGCAUCGCCGGCGCCGUGUGCGUGAAGUGAACUCUGGGGCCGCCGGCCUUCCCGCGCAUGCCGGUCGCCUCAUGCUGCGUGCCGCGGCCACCAGCCCCUGCGCGGAUCGGCGGCGCUGAAGCGCCGGGGCAGCGCACGACAUGGCGUCAGGCCUCCGGGCCGCCGACUUCCCCCGCUGGAAGCGCCACAUCUCGGAGGAGCUGAGGCGGCGGGACCGGCUGCAGAGGCAGGCGUUCGAGGAGAUCAUCCUGCAGUAUAACAAGUUGCUGGAAAAGUCAGAUCUUCAUUCAGUGCUGGCCCAUAAGCUACAAGCUGAGAAGCAUGACAUACCAAACAGGCAUGAGAUAAGACUCUUGGUGAUUAUAUUCCUAUAUCCUUUAUCUGUUGGCCAAACACACUUCUUCAAAAGUCCCGGACAUGAUGGUGCGUGGAAUGAUAGUCAGUUACAAGAGAUGGCCCAGCUGAGAAUUAAACACCAAGAAGAGCUGACUGAAUUACACAAGAAACGCGGGGAGUUAGCUCAGUUGGUGAUUGACCUGAAUAACCAGAUGCAGCAGAAGGACAGGGAGAUGCAGAUGAACGAAGCAAAAAUUGCAGAGUGCUUGCAGACUAUCUCUGACCUGGAGACGGAGUGCCAAGAACUACGCAGUAAGCUUCAGGACCUUGAGAGAGCCAACCAGACCCUGAGGGAUGAGUAUGAUGCACUGCAGAUCACUUUUACUGCCUUGGAAGAGAAACUGAGGAAAACUACAGAAGAGAACCAGGAGCUGGUCACCAGAUGGAUGGCCGAGAAAGCCCAGGAAGCCAAUCGCCUAAAUGCAGAGAAUGAAAAGGAUUCAAGGAGGCGGCAGGCCCGGCUGCAGAAAGAGCUUGCAGAAGCAGCGAAGGAGCCUCUACCAGCUGAACAGGAUGAUGACAUUGAAGUCAUUGUGGAUGACACCUCUGAUCACGCUGAGGAGACCUCUCCUGUGCGAGCUAUCAGCAGAGGGGCCACUAAGCGACUCUCGCAGCCUGCUGGAGGCCUUCUGGAUUCUAUCACUAAUAUCUUUGGUCUGUCCGAGUCUCCCCUUUUGAGACAUCACUCUUCUGAUGCUGCCAGGAGGCGUUCUGUCUCUUCAUUUCCAGUUCCCCAGGAAAAUGUGGAUACCCAUCCUGGUUCUAGUAAAGAAGUGAGGGUGCCAACAGCUGCCUUGUAUGUCUUUGAUGCUCACGACGGAGAAGUCAAUGCUGUGCAGUUCAGUCCGGGGUCCCGGCUGCUGGCCACAGGAGGCAUAGAUCGGAGGGUUAAGCUUUGGGAAGUGUUUGGAGACAAAUGUGAGUUCAAGGGUUCCCUCUCCGGCAGUAAUGCAGGAAUUACAAGCAUUGAAUUUGAUAGUGCUGGAUCUUACCUCUUAGCAGCUUCAAAUGAUUUUGCAAGCCGAAUCUGGACUGUGGAUGAUUAUCGGUUACGGCACACACUCACCGGCCACAGUGGCAAAGUGCUGUCUGCCAAGUUCCUGCUGGACCAUGCGCGUAUUGUUUCCGGAAGUCAUGACCGUACCCUCAAACUCUGGGAUCUACGCAGCAAAGUCUGCAUAAAGACAGUGUUUGCGGGAUCCAGCUGCAAUGACAUCGUCUGCACAGAGCAGUGUGUGAUGAGUGGACAUUUUGACAAGAAAAUUCGUUUCUGGGACAUCCGAUCAGAGAGUAUUGUCCGGGAGAUGGAGCUGUUGGGAAAGAUUACUGCCCUGGACUUAAACCCGGAGAGAACUGAGCUCCUAAGCUGCUCCCGUGAUGACCUGCUCAAAAUUAUUGAUCUCCGAAUAAACGCAGUCAGACAGACGUUUAGCGCUCCUGGGUUCAAGUGCGGCUCUGACUGGACUAGAGUUGUGUUCAGCCCAGAUGGCAGUUACGUGGCAGCAGGCUCGGCCGAGGGCUCACUCUACAUCUGGAGUGUGCUGUCAGGGAAAGUGGAGAAGGUCCUGUCAAAGCAGCACAGCUCAUCCAUCAACGCGGUGGCUUGGUCCCCCUCCGGGUCCCACGUCGUCAGCGUGGACAAGGGAAGCAAGGCCGUGCUGUGGUCAGAGUACUGAUGGCACCUCCUCAGGAGACAGCAGAUCCAAAGCCGGAGGAGCACGAGGGCUUCUGCAGCUCUGGCCUGGCAGAUGGCGUGUCGGGUUAGCUCUGACCUCCAGAGAAGAGCUUGAGCCGUGUGGCAGGGUGGCCUUCCUUUGAACAGGAUUUCUGAGGAUUUGGGCUGAGGUCUCUGAUGGCCUGAAAGGGUAACUGAACAAAUCUGAUGCAGGUACCUAGCAGGUUUUCAGGUCCUUGUGUUGAUUUGGGUGGAAACACUACUGGCUCUGAUCUUCAUACCUCGGUGGGGAGAGCACAGGCACCCCCACUGCAUGGCAUCGCCAGAAGCCCCCCAUGUGUGGGUGUCAGUUCACCCUCUGUGCUUUGUCCUGUCCUUCAAAAGUGGGUUCUGGCCUAAUGUAUGCCCUGUCACCUUGGGGUCAUUUUCCUCAUUUUGAAUGAAAUUGCUUUUAUUCAUUGGAUUGACAAACCAAAACAGGAUUACCCCUGCCCUCAGGUAGUUCACAGGGGCUACCCUGACUUCUGAGGAGUCGGGGGGGUGGUCCUCCCUUCUGGUCUGUGUCACACAAGGCUCUUAACUCCUGUCUCAGCUGUACUGUUGGGAUUUCCUUACACCUCCUAAAUGUACAGGAAAGCAACUGUUCUUCAACGCUUCUGAAUCCCUUUCCCUGCAGUCCCCCAAAAAUUCUGCAUAUCUUUAUUGGUCAAGAUAGAAAUCUCAGUUUGGUUAAAAAAGGUUUUUUUGAGGUAGUAGAGGAAGUGCAAAAGCCUUUUUCCGGAGAAGUGGGUGUGCUGCAGGAGUAAAGCUGUAUUCCUGUAUCCUCCUUUAAAUUCCCAGAAAGAAUUGGCACUUCCCCUUCCUUCCAGCUGUGCUCGAAUUCCAGUUGUUGGUGACAAGGGAUUUGAGGCCUCAGAUGUACUACUCUGGAGCCAGUGGUUCCAGGUCACUGCCCCUUGGCCAAGCCUAUGUGCAAUACCCCCUUGGUGCUUUAGUGCCAGAAACCUGUUCCAGGAGGCAGGGUCAUGUCAUCUUUAGGUUUCAGGAGUUAUAAAUAAGGCCAGGGAGAAACUGGCCUGUGGCUUUUUUUAAAAAAAAACAUUUAUCUUUGCCAUUUUACCUGUGUAUAACAUUUUAGUUCAUUGAGUGACUGAAACACCAAUACUUCCAUCACUUUUUAAUUUGCACUUUAUUUUUUUUUCUCCCAACCCUGUUCUCUGGACAGUUGUGAGUGUGAGUGCUAGAGCCAAGUGAGGAAUGAGGUGCACCUCUCCUCUGACAAGGAGCGUGGUCUCCAUUCUCCCGCUCCUCUGGUCCCCGCUUCCCUUCCUGAUUUGCUGUUCAGAGAACUGGAUUAAGGGGAGUUAAAAUUCACAGGCCAGGGCACAUCUUGUAUUUAUUUAAUUAUGUUGCCCAACAGAACUUGAUUGUAAAUAAAAAAGAAAUCUGUUAUAUACUUUUCAAA